UUCUAAAAAUUGCAAGUAAACGCCGAUACUUUGGUUAGUAAUUCCAGGAGACUUGAUGACAAAUCAAGAGCGAUUGACAAUGUCAUAUCCUCAUGACAGGAAAUAUCUAGUUGAGUAGUUUUCUUCCGAGUCUUGCAAUUCAUUUUCCAGCCGACAAGUUUGAAAAGCCAUGGUUCAAAGGGGAAAAAUGUACAUAGUUGAAAAUGCAACUUUCAGAGUAGCUGAUUUGCCGACAUGCAGAUGGAGUCCAUCUCAAAUUCGAUGUUUUCGUACGUCCUGAUUUCGUUUCUCUUGAUCCGAUCCUGCAAUGGAACCGAUAGAAUCAGCCAAAACCAAACCAUGGCCGAUGGUGAGACUCUGGUCUCCUCAGGUGGAACUUUUGUGCUGGGAUUCUUUAAACCACCAAGUUCCACUAAUCGAUAUCUGGGAAUAUGGUACAACAGAUCUCCUGAAACGAUUGUGUGGGUUGCAAACAAGGUAAGUCCACUAACAGAUUCAGAUGGAGUUCUAACAAUCCACGGUGAUGGAAAUCUUGUACUUCUCAAUGGAACGAAAAGGAUCAUCUGGUCAUCGAAUUCUUCUUCGGCAGAUGCUCCAAUGAACUUGGUCGCAGAGCUCUUGGAUUCUGGAAACCUUGUUCUUAAAAGACAAGAUGGUUUUAAAGCAGAAAGCUAUGUAUGGCAGAGCUUUGAUUUCACAACUGACACACUUCUUCCAGGAAUGAAGGAAGGAAAAAACUUGCAGACCGGCCAAACUUGGUACUUGACAUCAUGGAAAAAUCAAAAUGACCCUUCUCCUGGAGAAUUCAGUUACAAACUUGACACUAUUGGGUUGCCUCAGUUUGUUCUUCGCAAGGGAUCAGAGAAGAAGUUCCGCACUGGGCCGUGGAAUGGAGAGCGAUUUAGUGGUUCUCCUGUGAGGAGCAGCAGUUUCAUUGCGCCUAUUUUUGUUUAUAAUGAUACAGAAAUAUAUUAUACGUAUGAAAUGACGGAUAGUUCAGUACUCUCGAGGGUAACGUUGGAUGAGUCAGGCGUGAUUGAACACUAUAUGAUGAAUAAAGGAAGUUCUGAUUGGAUACUCAUAUAUAGGCUGCCCUAUGAUAUGUGUGAAGAAUAUGGUAAGUGUGGUCCUAAUGGCAUUUGCAGGAUCAAUAGUAAUCCAAUUUGUCAGUGCUUGGACGGAUUUGUUCCAAAGUCAAAAGGAGAUUGGGAUGUACUAAUUUGGUCUGGUGGAUGCAAGAGGAGAACCCCCUUGGAUUGCAAGUCAGGAGAUGGCUUUAUAAAGCUUAAAAAUGUUAAAUUGCCAGACCUCUUGGACUUUCGGCUGAGUCAGAGCAUGACCACUCGGGAAUGUGAGAGAGAAUGCCUGAAGGAUUGUUCUUGUAUUGCUUUCACAGACUCUAAUAUUACCAACGGAGGUAGUGGCUGUCUGAUGUGGUUCCGUGACUUAAUUGAUAUUCAAGAAUAUGAUGACAAAUAUAGCGAGCAAGACAUAUAUCUACGGAUGCCAAAAUCAGAAUUAGAUGCAAUCGAAAAUCAGAACAAGAAAAGAGCAUUGCUCAUUCUAGUGAUUCCAACAGUUUUUGGAGGGAUACUUGUCCUUUGCUUCGUCUUAUGCUGCAUGAUUCGGAGAAGGAAGGAGAAAAGAGGCAUGGCUGUUGUGGACUGAAGAUAAGGCCUUGCAGUUAAUGGAUGAGUGCUUGAAGGAAUCAUCUGUCGAAUCGCAAGUGUUGAGAUGCAUUCAGGUGGCUUUAUUGUGUGUUCAGAAACAUCCAGAGGACAGGCCGACAAUGGCAGCAGUCGUCAUCAUGUUAGGCAACGAGACUGUGUCAUUACCUCAACCCAAGCAUCCUGGUUUCUUCUUAGAAGGCAAUUAUGCAGGGGUAUCUGAGACAUCAACUGAGGAAAGAUUAAGAACUGAAAAUGCAGUGACCAUAACUCAAAUGGCAGGAAGAUAGAGAAGAACCAAGUUCAUCCGGGUACUUGGCCCUGAAAAAGCUCCCGGAAGAAACUGCAGGGCUGAUUUUUGUAGCCAGCCCUCAGCCUCCAAACCUCCAGAAAAGCCUUCUAGGCAACAUUUUGCCACAGUGGAGGAGAAAAUCCGAUUAUGCAAAAUCAAUUCCGGUUUUUUUCACUUGAAACUGGGAAAAAUGUUCCCAAUAUAUAAAACGAUUAAAUCCUAUUUAUGUAUCAAGCUCUACUUGGAAUUCUAUUAAUUAUGGAAGUGGAGGAAUAAAAAGGUAUUCAGGGAUGUGUUUGUACCCA
This is a messenger RNA of Coffea arabica (coffee), 2264 nucleotides long. Its product is annotated as S-locus-specific glycoprotein S6-like. Gene Ontology annotation, biological process: recognition of pollen. Lineage: Eukaryota; Viridiplantae; Streptophyta; Magnoliopsida; Gentianales; Rubiaceae. The record is from RefSeq and is a predicted model, not a curated record.